This is a messenger RNA of Zygotorulaspora mrakii, 1515 nucleotides long. It is a transcript of the gene TRP2, whose product is annotated as anthranilate synthase TRP2. Gene Ontology annotation, molecular function: anthranilate synthase activity. Gene Ontology annotation, biological process: L-tryptophan biosynthetic process. The transcript has a single exon. The record is from RefSeq and is a predicted model, not a curated record. NCBI's taxonomy places the organism in Eukaryota, Fungi, Ascomycota, Saccharomycetes, Saccharomycetales, Saccharomycetaceae. The coding region runs from base 1 to 1515 and encodes 504 amino acids.
AUGCAGUUGAAAGUACAACCGGAUCUUGAGACUUUACAACAGCUUAAGGAUCAAAAUGAUGAAUCCGUCAAUAUGUACCCGGUGCAUGCAUUUAUAUCGGGACUAGACUUGACUCCGCACGUUGCUUACCUCAGGCUCGCAGACCUCAACAAUCCGAAUAGAUCGGAAUCCUUCCUCUUAGAGAGCGCAAAGACGGUAGCCGAACUAGAUCGGUAUUCGUUCAUUGGUGUUUCGCCACGCAAAGUUAUCAGGACAGGACCGACUGAGGGUCUAGAGGUAGAUCCGUUGACCGUGCUUGAAGAAGAAAUGGCAAAGACGAAACUGGCUGAGAACGUUCCAGGUGUGCCAAAACUCAGUGGUGGUGCCAUUGGGUAUAUAUCUUACGAUUGUAUCAGAUACUUCGAGCCUAAGACAAGGAAAGACUUGAAGGAUGUCCUACAGUUGCCGGAGGCGUAUCUGAUGAUGUGCGACACUAUUGUAGCAUUUGAUCAUGUCUUCCAGAGAUUCCAAAUCAUCCAUAAUAUCAAUACAUCAGAAACAAGCUUGGAGGAGGGAUAUCAAAAAGCAGUUGAAGUUAUUGAGCAAAUUGCUAAGAAAUUGAUGGAUAAAACUGCACCAGUUCCAUAUCCAGUACAGACACCAAUCAAAUUAAAUCAAAGCUUCACAUCAAAUAUUGGUCAAGAAGGCUAUGAGAGUCAUGUGUCAACAUUGAAAAAACAUAUCAAAUUAGGAGACGUUAUUCAAGCUGUUCCCUCACAACGUGUUGCAAGGCCAACAUCCUUGCAUCCAUUCAAUAUUUACAGACAUCUAAGGUCGGUCAACCCUUCUCCAUACUUAUUCUUCAUUGAUUGCAUUGAUUUUCAGAUUAUUGGUGCUUCUCCAGAAUUGCUUUGUAAAUCUGAUUCCAAAAACAAAGUUAUCACACAUCCAAUUGCAGGUACAGUGAAAAGAGGCGCUACCGCCGAGGAAGACGAUAUCUUAGCGGAACAACUGAGGGAUUCGAAAAAAGAUCGUGCAGAACAUAUAAUGCUGGUCGAUUUGGCUAGAAAUGAUAUCAAUCGUAUCUGCGAUCCAAAGACGACUAGUGUUGAUAAAUUGCUAACAGUUCAAAGAUUUUCUCACGUCCAGCACCUUGUUUCUCAAGUAAGCGGUACAUUGAGACCAGACAAGACAAGAUUUGACGCAUUCAGGUCAAUUUUUCCCGCUGGCACAGUAAGUGGAGCCCCAAAAGUUAAGGCUAUGGAAUUAAUCGGUGAGCUCGAAGGCGAGAAAAGAGGUGUUUAUGCUGGUGCUGUAGGUCAUUGGGGCUAUGACGGCAAAUCUAUGGAUACCUGCAUCGCCCUAAGAACUAUGGUUUAUAAAGACGGUAUUGCUUACUUACAAGCAGGCGGCGGUAUUGUUUAUGAUUCAAAUGAGUUCGAUGAGUACAUUGAAACGAUGAACAAAAUGAUGGCAAAUAAUGCAACUAUUGUGCAGGCUGAAGAAAUUUGGGCCGCAAGGGUUGGUUCUGUAUGA